Sungouiella intermedia is the source of this 453-nucleotide messenger RNA. Lineage: Eukaryota; Fungi; Ascomycota; Pichiomycetes; Serinales; Metschnikowiaceae. The record is from the annotation of a GenBank genome assembly.
AUGUCAACAGCAGCAGCAGCAACAGCAGCUAUCGUAGCAGAGCCCGUGGUUGAGCUCACCAAGGAAGCUCUGGACAUUUUCCAAGAAGACGCUGACACCAUCAUCUCCUCGCAAAUGUCGUCAGAUGAAUUGGUAUCCAAUGAGGACAUCACACACACGCACAGCAUAAUACUUGAAGGAAGAGAAGAGCUGGAAGAGAUGGGCGAGUUGGAUGAGGAUUACGAGGAGAAAGUUGUGAGUACACGGCCUGUCAUUACACUUGAUUUGUUUGGAAUACUUAGGAAAGGCGCCAUCAACUUGGUGCUUCCGUUUAUUAACGGUAUAAUGUUGGGAUUUGGCGAAAUCUUUGCCCAUGAAAUCGGCUUCAAAUAUGGAUUCUUUGGGGCUCGUGUAUAUCCAGCACGUCGCCAGGCUCAGGCUCAGGCCCAGAGACAGAGUUCCAAGUUUAUAUAG